AAACGACGUACGCACAUGCAUCCCAUGCCAUAGCACAGCAAAAAAAAAUUUGUUUGUACCUCGUUUUCACCUGCGCAAACUUUACUUUGUAAUCAAUCAAUCUCAGCAUCCUUUGUUUUGAUUAACAUAGAUAUAAUUGUAAUCAAAAAGGAAUUAUAACAUGGAGAAAAGUGGUAAUCCUCCCCCAUACGGAUGGGGCAAUGGUUAUCAUGUGCAAGUGCAGCCACCGCCGGCGGCGCCGCCGAGCUACUCGCAGGCGGUAGGGGGUGUCGGGCCCUCCAGCCCCUACACUCCUCAUUAUCCUCCAACUGCCGGACCACAAAUUGUAACUACUGUUGUACCUGUUGGACCACAGCCUACGCACAUGAUCUGCCCAAGCUGCCAUGCUGAAAUAGACACUGCCACCAAAACGAAACCAGGCCUGCUUGCAUACAUAUCUGGUGCCAUCAUAUUUUUGCUGGGAUGUUUCUGCGGUUGCUGCCUCAUCCCUUGCUGCAUAGAUAGUUGCAUGGUGAUACACCACAAAUGCCCCAACUGUGGGGCCAAACUUGGACGUUAUCAACGAUAAGGAUAUCUACUCAGUGUUAUUAGUCGUGUAAAUAAUACUUAGUAGUAGGAAAAAUCAUCUUAAUAUGAAACAAAAUUAACAAUGAUCUGAAUCCAAAAAUCUCCGCAUUUAAUUUUGCCAGAGAUGUAUUUAUAAGGACAGUUUUGUAGCAUGUUUAAAGCUUAUACUACUUAAAAAUUAAAUUUACACAAGUUAAUUUAGGGCUUAUUGGCAUACAAAAAUCGAUUUUUCUAAUAUGCAGACUAUUAAUAUAUAUGAAUUUGUGCUGCUAAUUUCAUACAAAAUGCCAAAUAACCUUCCCUUUUAUUAAAGUAAUAUUUGAUAAGCUCAGAUUAUUGUCAAUUAUUUUGCAAUGGGCAGACUCUGUGCCCUAAACACACACCAUAUUAUUAAGUGUUUACAAAGAGCAUGAGGUCACCACACAUAGGUGCAGUUUUACUUGUAAAAUGCUAAGAUUUGAGGAGCUUGUGCGUUACAUCAUUUUAUACUAUAAUACAAAUAAAAAUAAUUCAUUCAUAACACCAAGUUACAUGUCAGGUUAUAACCCAGUUAUACCCCAAAAGCUAAAUUUUUGUUGGGAUUUUUAAGCGUAAUUCUGGGCGCAACUAAAAUAAGCGUUCGUGUUCCCAUACAAAAUUUGUACUGGGGUGCUUAUGUGUGGUGACCUGAUUUGUCUUACGUCUAGUACGUGCAGUGAUCUGUAGUUUCGAGUCAAAAUAAUUUCACCCAUGGUACUUCAAAGUUAUGAGAGAAGCAGCUUUAUGAUGAUAAUGUCGUUUUUGAAGAGAAUGACAUGUAAUUAUAUAAAUUUACACACUUGUACAAAUUUUAUACAGUGUCUCAUUCCUGAAUAAUAUGUGUCAAAAUGUUAUAUGUAAGCUUGUAUUUUGUCAUAUAAAUAUCCAUAGAAAAUGUUAAAUCCUUUGUUCAUAACAUAAUAGUAUUUAAACUUUACUGUCUUCCGUUUUUCAAUUUUAACCAUUUAUAUAAAGUAACUUAACAAUAAAAUGCUAACAAUUUUAUUUUUUUUAAAUUUAUAUUUAUUAAUGGAUUUAUCACAGGUAAGUAAUAUUAUUAUUAUUAUUUUUUGCGACCUAUGAAUUUAGUAAUUCCGGUUAUGUGUUCAUUUCAGUCAUUACUAAUUUAAGCUGCCUGUAGAUAUCACAAGAUCUAUAGUACCGAUCUGUAAUUAAGAUAAAUUAUAAUUAAGUUGUAGGCAUAACAUAUUUUCAUGCUUGUAUAAUGUGUAUACUAAGUAUCUAAUUUAAAUGUUAUAUAUCUUAUUGAUGAGUACAUUAAGUACUAAUCUUAAUAUAUAAACACAGUAAGAUAGAUAUUGAUGUACCUAAUUAUUCCUAUAACACGGAAUCCUUGCUUUGGUGUUUAAUCUGUAUUAAAUUAUUAAUGUAUUAAUUAACUAAUACAAGUUAAAUUACGAAAGCUAUCGAUUCGAAAUCCGAGUUUAAAAUUGAACUGGAUAAAUGAGCUUUAUAAAGUGUUCAUCACCCUUCUACUGAAAAUUGUAGACUGGAUGAUUGACUAAUUAUUAUUAAGGCGAGGGUCUCUUAGUAAAUUUUGUAACUGGUUUUAUUAUGUAUGAGAUCCUAUGUAUAUAAAUUAAAAGAUAAUUUAAAAAUAAUAAUAAGUACUGGGAAUACACAUCUAGUUCCUUCGAACUGUUUGAUAUUAGAAUGUCCAACGCUUCAUAAAAAAAAUCAAACGUCUAAUAAAAUAUUUAAAUGUUCAUGAUGUGAAUGAUGAUAUCAACAAAUAAUAUCGUUAGUAUUGUUAGACUUCUAUUUUAUACCUUACAUCAAAUUUUAGUCGCCGGAUACUUUCGUCGGCCGCAAGUCCCGAGCAGUGGCGCUCUCAAUCUUUGUGGCUGGUAGACGCUCGCCUCUGUCAUUUUAGCCAAAUGACCUUCAAAUCGCUGUUUAAGCUGCGAAUGUUUAGUAUUAUGAGUACUACACGAGUAAUAGGCUUUCUUUAAAUUUUGUUUCUUUUUCACUCUCGUUCGAAACUACCAUGAGUGCGGAGGCCUGAAUCCCCAAGGCUGUGACUACAGACAGCCUCAUAAAGAUAUCGUUAUCAAGCAGGUAUAGGCAGCAGCUAGCAAAGAUGAUUAAAAGAAUAUAGCUUGAUCAGCAGUGUUUUCAAAAAGGGGAGUAAAAUUAAAAAGCGCGAAAGGUUGAUCACUAUCAUAACUUAAACCUUUUUUCGCCACACCAGCUCAUAAAGGCUCUUUUUUAAUUAUUUAAGAAGCCGACGAGGAAGUUGCAUAUUAUCCUCUAGAAUGGAAAAGUAACUUGAUGCAUAUUUUGAGUUGUUCCUCACUGUGUGAUUAAGUUCGAUUCGAUUCGUAAUGUAUACAACUAGUAUUUUCUUCACGUUUGUAUUGAUUUUUUUUUUGUUUUCACUAGCAAAUGUUACUGAACCACAUGCUACUUGUGAUUCAAUUUUGGAAUCUUUCGCUUGCUCGGGUAUCAAUAUUAAAUUAUCACGAGAGGUUAAACAACUUUAGCUUUGUUCUGGACAGUUUGCCCUUCAGGCAUCUGAAGCAACCUAACGAACCCAUCCUAUAUACCUAUUUAUUGGUAGGAUUGGAGGUCUCCACGCUCCACAGGCGUCGAUUUAAGUUAUGUUACGUCAUUUAUUCAAUCGAUUGAAUUCGUUGCAACUACUUGGCCGGCAAUUAUAUAAAAGCACAUGCAAUUUUUUUGGUACGUGAGAGGAGCCCAUUAAAUUUUAUUAUGUGGGCAAUCAUCACAUUAGAUAUGAUACAUUAUGUACAAUAUAAUUAUUAUGUAUUUCUUAUUUUUACAAAUGUUUAUUAAUAAAGUAUUUUAUUUAA
This is a messenger RNA of Cydia pomonella (codling moth), 3419 nucleotides long. Its product is annotated as LITAF domain-containing protein. Lineage: Eukaryota; Metazoa; Arthropoda; Insecta; Lepidoptera; Tortricidae. Bases 161 to 568 code for a protein of 135 amino acids. The transcript is spliced from 4 exons. Gene Ontology annotation, molecular function: zinc ion binding. The record is from RefSeq and is a predicted model, not a curated record.